AUGGAUACUUAUCCGCCCCAGCAGACGGCCGCGUCCUCGUCCGCUGGCCAGCCGAAUGUGCUCACGGACGCAGAGCUGGUGGAUCCACUGCCCAGGAAGAUACAGAGCACGGUGAAUGCGCGCCUGAAGCACGAUCUGUUCGUGUGCUGCGUGCUGGCCGUGAUCUAUCUCGGGUUGCACUACAGCACGGUGUUCACGGUGCUGCAGCCGGACCUCAAUCCCGUGCUGCACACGAUCGCCGGCGUCCUGGGCCUGGUGCUGCAUUAUCUGCUGCCGCAGAUGCGCAAGCACUGGCCGUGGCUGUGCAUGUCGCUGCCGAUUCUGCGUCAGCACGAGUUUGGGCAGUUUGAGCCGCGCGGCGCGGCCAAAGUGAUGUGGUUUGAGAAGUUUAUCGUCUAUCUGUGCAUGCUGGAGAGGAAUGUGCUGUAUCCCAUUGUCUUCAUCGGCGCCCAAACGUCUGACUCUGUGCGAAUUGUGGGCAAGUUUGGCAUUUCGCUGGGCACUGUUUUUGUAGUGAUUUGCGGACUGAAGUGUGUUCGAAGCUCUUUCUCCGAUCCAGCAAGUCAAUACUUGAUCCUCAUCUUCUCAGUGCUCUUCUUUCGAUUACAUUCUUUUGAUUACAUUGCCUGCAGUGAAACUUUCCUCAUCAACUACUUCUUCGUUUCCAUUCUGUAUAAGAAAACGUGCGAUUUUCUUCUUAAGGUGCAAUUUAUCGUGACUUACAUUGCUCCGUGGCAAAUCACGUGGGGUUCAGCAUUUCAUGCCUUUGCUCAGCCCUUCAGUGUGCCACACUCGGCGAUGCUCUUCGUGCAGGCGGGCGUCAGUGCGCUCCUGUCCACGCCACUCAAUCCCUUCCUGGGCAGUGCAAUCUUCCUCACGUCCUACGUGCGACCGAUUAAGUUCUGGGAGCAUGACUACAACACGCGUCGCAUUGAUCACUCCAACACGCGCCUCAGUUUGCAGCUGGAGCGCGAUUUGGGCUCGGAUAACAAUCUCUACAGCAUCUUCUACGAGCAUCUCACCAGAUCGCUGCAGCACUCGCUCUGCGGCGAUCUGCUGCUGGGCAGGUGGGGAAAUGUGAGUCAGGGUGAUUGCUUCGUGCUGGCGUCGGACUAUCUCAACUGUCUUUUUCACAUCAUCGAGCUGGGCAACGGGCUGUGCACCUUCCAGAUGCGCGGCCUGGAGUUCAGGGGCACAUACUGCCAGCAGCGCGAAGUGGAGGCGAUCCCUGAGGGUGUGGAAGAGAACAGAGACUGUUGCUGUUGCUCUCCUGGUCAUCUGCCCUUCAUACUCAGCGUCAAUGCCAUGUUCUCAACACGUUGGCUGGUGUGGCAAGUUGUGGCGGCACAGUAUAUUCUCGAAGGAUACUCAAUAUCUGACAAUUCGGCUGUGGCGACGCUCCAAGUCUUCGAGUUCCGGCGAGUUCUCAUCACGUAUUAUGUGAAGAGCAUAAUCUACUACACAAUUCAGUCGCAGAAGCUGGACGAGUGGCUAAAUUCGCAGGCAAUUCAGGAAGCGCUGCAGAGCACAACAGAGCGACAAUAUGUGGACUUGGAUCCUGUGUUCUAUCACAAUCUGGAUGAGAAUUAUGACUUCCGGUCGUCGGGCAUCACGCGGAAUAGCUUCUGCAGCGUGUAUCUCGGGUGGAUUCAGUAUUGCUACAAGCAGAAAAGGAAGAGAGAGGCAAGCAGAGAUUCGGCGCUGGUGUCUCUCUGUCUGGCGCUGGGCAUUCUGGCGCGAAGGACUCUCGCCACGGCCAGUCACAGUUCCUCCAGCGGCGUGGAGUUCUUCCUGCACGGCCUGCAUGCGCUCUUCAAGGGUGAUUUCCGCAUCACGUCGCACAGAGACGAGUGGGUGUUCGCCGACAUGGAUCUGCUGCAGAGUGUCGUGGCACCGGCGCUGCGAAUGUCGCUGAAACUGCAUCAGGAUCACUUUCAGAACCCUGAUGAUUACGAGGACAAGGCGGCGCUGUACGAGGCCAUCAGUAUUCACACGCAAGGGCUGGUGAUCUCGCACGAGGCGGACCCGCUGUGGCGCAACGCCGUGCUGCGUGGCGUGCCAAAUCUGCUGGCGCUGCGACACGUGAGAGAUGGAUCGGAUGAGUAUCGCGUGAUUAUACUGGCGAAGCGCUAUCUCAGCUUCAGGGUGAUCAAGCUGAACAGGGAGUGUGUUCGUGGAUUGUGGGCUGGACAGCAGCAGGAGCUGAUCUAUCUGAGGAACAGGAAUCCGGAGCGUGGCAGUAUUCAGAAUGCGAAACAGGCGCUGAGGAAUAUCAUCAAUUCCUCGUGUGAUCAGCCGAUCGGCUAUCCGAUCUACGUGUCUCCGCUCACGACAUCGUAUGCGGAGACGAAUGAGCAGCUGUGCAGCAUCGCCGGCGGCUCUGUGAGUGUGAAGAAGAUCCGAAAUCUCGUGCUGGACGUGUGGAGUCGCGUGCGACAGCGCUGUCGCGAAGGCUGCAGCAGUGGCAGCGCCAUUGACAGCGACAUGGGAGACAUCCAGGGAGUGUACUACAAUGCCCAGGUGCCGCACAGUGUCACCACGAUUGGCGGCGUGGGCAUCAGCAGCGGCGGCAGCGGCACAUUGGCCUAUGGCAGUCAGAAUCUGUCCGUGAGCGGCGCCACGACGCGCGGCAGUUUCGCCAGCAUGGGAAAGCUCACGAGUUCCACUCUGCUGGCGGGAAUUCUCAACAGGGAUCGCGACAUGGAGCGCGAAGCCGUCCGGAGUGGCGCCAAGCGAGCGUCCAGUCAGUCCAGGAUCAGUGAGCGAGAGCGUCGCGCCACACUGCCGGCCACGUCUUCCUCGUCGUCCAGCACGCGUGAUGUGUGCAGCAAGGAGAUGCUGAUGGGCAGCACAAACUCGUGUCUGAAGCAUCAGGAAUCGAUGGACUUUGGCGCGACCAAGAGUGCCAAUCUCAACACGCGGAAGAGCAACAGUCACUGUCCGUGGAGUCGCGCGAGAUUCGCCACUUCUUCAAUCAAACUCGGCAGCAGCUCAUCCGCAAGGAUGUAA
Messenger RNA from Phlebotomus argentipes, 3009 nucleotides. Its product is annotated as protein pecanex-like. NCBI's taxonomy places the organism in Eukaryota, Metazoa, Arthropoda, Insecta, Diptera, Psychodidae. Gene Ontology annotation, cellular component: membrane; endoplasmic reticulum. Gene Ontology annotation, biological process: endoplasmic reticulum organization. The record is from RefSeq and is a predicted model, not a curated record.